UUACAUGAAUACAAAGUAAUUUUCUUGCACACCCUUGCACAAACUGUACAUCAUCAUUUUAUACAAAAUAUAUGUUAUUCAAAAGGGAUCAGUGGCUCCCAGUAUAUACGGGUUAGUUGGAACCUGGGCUCUUCAAACAGAAAGAAGUCGGUUUCUUGGAAUGUGUUGGUUUGGACAGAACCUGGGAGCUAUCAUAGGUUAUUCGACCUCCGGACUUCUUUGUGUUUACGGCUUUGACAACGGAUGGGCGUCCAUAUUUUAUAUACAAGGUGCUGUUACGUUGGUAUUUAUUUGCUGUUGGUGGUAUGUGAUAUAUGAUACGCCACAAGAGCACCCGAGAAUAUCGGUUGAAGAAAGAAAUCUAAUCUUAAAACACAUUCCACAAGACCAAAAUACUGAUACCAGGAAAAAUGAAAAUAAAGUACCAUGGAAAAAUAUAUGCAGCUACUUACCCGUGCAUAUAGUGUUUUUAUGUCACGUGUGUGAUACGUGGACUUUCUAUCUUCUUGUCACGUGUCUUCCAUUGUUUCUUAAAGAAGUGCUCAAAUUUGAUAUAGAAAGCAAUGGACUUUUCUCUUGUUUACCUUACAUCAGUUAUAUGAUUGGAAUAGCGGUUGCUGGAGUAGGAGCAGACCUCGCCCGCUCGUGGAAAAACACUUCCAUCACUACAAUCAGAAAGGUCUUUCAAAUAACAAGUUAUAUGGGCAUUGCUGUAUUUAUUUUAAUACCGGGAUUUUUGACAUGUGAAUAUAGAUAUGUGGCGAUCACAUGUAUCUGUCUAUGCACGUUCUUUGAAGCAAUCGGAACAUCAGGAGGAUACCUUCCAAAUAUAAUUGACAUAGCGCCAAGGUAUUCGUCUCUUAUAUUCUCUGUAUCAAACACAAUUGCAACAAUGCCUGGUAUAAUCGCACCUAUUGCGGUUGGAGAAAUUACUAAAUCUGGUACUAGUGAAGAAUGGAGGAUUAUAUUUUAUAUUGCCUCGGGUGUCGCCGUGUUUGCAGCUGUAAUGUACGGUAUAUUUGGAAACAGCGAAUUGGCACCGUGGGCGAGAGGGACAGAAAAUGAUAUUGAAAUAGAAGUCGAACCGUCAAAAGAAGCGCUAACCAAUGGCUUGGAUGUGCAAAAAUAGGACAAAAUUAAAUUUUUUCACAAAAUUUGUACAUGUUUUACUGAACGUUAUUUAUCUAUAAAGUAUUAAUAUUACAAUAAAAUUAAUAUUUAAACAAA
Ruditapes philippinarum (Manila clam) is the source of this 1227-nucleotide messenger RNA. RefSeq names its product sialin-like. Gene Ontology annotation, biological process: monoatomic anion transport; transmembrane transport. The record is from RefSeq and is a predicted model, not a curated record. The coding region runs from base 161 to 1129 and encodes 322 amino acids. The transcript is spliced from 8 exons. Gene Ontology annotation, molecular function: transmembrane transporter activity. NCBI's taxonomy places the organism in Eukaryota, Metazoa, Mollusca, Bivalvia, Venerida, Veneridae.